Lactuca saligna is the source of this 2321-nucleotide messenger RNA. The record is from the annotation of a GenBank genome assembly. Lineage: Eukaryota; Viridiplantae; Streptophyta; Magnoliopsida; Asterales; Asteraceae.
CAGAUGAUCUCCGAACCAUGCAUGUGAGAAGACUUCAGGGACAAUUUCGUCAUUUAAAGUCCUCCAAACAUAAAUAUGCCCACUGUUACCCUCCUUCUCUCCCUGUUCUGUGCUUCUCAAGACUGUUCGUCUUUCUUCUCUCUUUUUUCUCAAACUCAAAUCAUCUAGAGAGAGAAACUGAUCGAUAUAUAUAGAGAGAGAAAGUUGUUUCAGGGUUUUUACUUUGAAGUACUAAAAAGAAGAAAUUGUCGCAGAGAAGAUGAAAGCUUCUUUUAUCAACCCUCUUUUUUUUAUUUUUUGAAAUAUCAAGAAUUUGGCAGAUGAAAAUUUUUUGAAACUUGAAUUUGAAGUUUUUCUGCAAAAAUCAAGAAAUGCCCAGAUGGGAUUCUAUUGAAAAAUCGAAAAGUUGUGUUCUUGAUUUGAAUUUUUGGGGAAAUUAGAUAGAAAUGGGGUGUUAUUAUUCAAGAUUAGAGAGGGAAGAAAUGGUUUCAAGAUGUAAAGCCAGAAAAAGAUAUAUGAAACAAUUUGUAAAAGCAAGAAAUGCUUUUUCCGCUUCUCACUCCAUGUAUUUAAGGUCUUUAAGGAACACCGGCGCCGCCCUCCUCCAGUUCGCCACCGCCGAGUCGCCGCUCCACUUGCCACCAGUUCUCCCUUCGUCUUCUCCUCCAACACCACCCGCGCCGCCGCCUCCUCCUCCUCCUCCUCCGCCACCCAUGAGUCCAUCUUCGGAAGCAUGGACAACAUCCACCACAAACACCUCCUCGACUCCCCUUCCGCCGCCGCCUCCCCCUCCUCCUCCAUCAUCUACAUGGGAUUUCUGGGACCCGUUCAUGCCGAUGUCCGAGAGGACAGAGACGAUGCGCGAUGACGAAUGGGAGGAUAUGUCCACAAACGCGGCGUCGGAGACUGUGGUAACGACCACCACUGUUGAGUCCGCAAGCGUAGCUGCGCCGCCGUCUGCUGUUAGUGGGUUUUCUAAAAUUACUGUUUCCAACGCCACACAAAACGGGAUGCCGGUGGUUGUUUCGAGUAAAAGCAAGGAUUUGUUGGAGAUUAUUAAAGAAUUGGAUGAGUAUUUUCUCCGGGCGGCGGAUUCCGGCGGAAAACUGUCGGCUUUGUUGGAGGUUCCGACUUGCACCUUUCCUAACGAAACACCCUCAGGUAAAAUUCAUGGGUAUGGGUUAAAUUUAAACCCGUUUUUGUGCUCAUGGAGCUCAAGCGGGAGGUCUAUGAAGUUUAAUUGCGAUGGAAUGAGUGCAGUUGAUGGUAUACAUAUCCCCGGAAGUCAUCGUUCUACGGUUGAGAGAUUGUUUGAAUGGGAAAAAAAGCUAUUUGAUGAGGUUAAGAAUGCUGAGAGUUUGAAAAUGGAGCAUGAGAAGAAAGUGGAACAACUUAGGAAACUCGAGUUGAAGAGAGGCGAUUACAUGAAAACCGAGAAAGCAAAGAAAGAAGUCGAAAAAUUGGAGUCAAGAAUUACGGUUUCGGGACAAGCUAUCGAGUCAACAUCACAGGAAAUUGUUAAACUUAGAGAAACCGAACUUUACCCACAGCUUGUUGAGCUUGUUAAAGGAUUAAUGUCAAUGUGGAGAAGUUUAUACGAAAGCCACCAAGUCCAAACACACAUAGUCCAACAGCUGAAGUACAUCACCACCGCCGUCCCAUCAACCGCCACCACCACCGAAAUCCACCGUCAGUCAACUCUCCAACUUGAGCUCGAAGUCAAACAAUGGCACCUCUCCUUCUGCAACCUAAUAAAAAGUCAACGAGACUACAUCCAAUCAUUAACCGGAUGGCUUCGCCUCAGCCUUUUCCAAUUCACCAAAAACUCAUCUUCCCAAAACAAACAAGACUCCGCAAUCUACACCCUUUGUGAAGAAUGGCAACUUGCAGUCGAUAAUGCCCCUGACAAAGUCGCCUCAGAGGGGAUCAACUCCCUUUUAAGUGUCGUUCAUGCGAUUGUGGUGCAACAAGGGGAGGAGAUGAAGGAGAAGAGGAGGGCAGAUUUGUCAUUUAGGGAGGUUGAGAAGAAAACGUCGGAGCUUCGGGGUUUGGAAAGUAAGUAUGGGAGUGGUGAUAGGGUUGUGGAUAAACGGGGUAAAGUGGAGGUGUUGAGGGCAAAAGCGGAAGAAGAGAGGGGUAAAUAUGAAAAAUCGAGAGGGGUAACAAGGGCAAUGACUUUGAAUAAUUUACAAAUGGGGUUACCACAUGUUUUUCAAGCUGUUACGGGGUUUGCUAAUGUUUGGACACAUGCUUUUGAAUCGGUUUGCAAUCAAGCGAAAGUUUUGGAGGAGGUUCAUGAUGUGAAGAGGAUAAUGAAUUAG